Folsomia candida is the source of this 418-nucleotide messenger RNA. RefSeq lists its product as uncharacterized. The transcript is spliced from 3 exons. The record is from RefSeq and is a predicted model, not a curated record. NCBI's taxonomy places the organism in Eukaryota, Metazoa, Arthropoda, Collembola, Entomobryomorpha, Isotomidae. Bases 5 to 349 code for a protein of 114 amino acids.
UAGAAUGCGUGAGUUUUUUGUGAUUGGUUUGUCAAUUUUGGAGCUAUUGGUUUUCACCGGAUAUUUUUACUGGUUGGCGGAUUGUGCGAGUGGGUUGGAAGAAAAUAGCAAAACGUUUUGCAAGUUGGUCAAGUAUUCCAGUUUCGAGGGUCGAAAUAAAGAUGGUGGGAAGGAUCUUCAAAUUGUUCUGGAACAUAUUAAGCUCUAUCAGUCCCUCGUUUCAUUGCAGCCGAUAUCAAUACGAAAUUCAGUUUUGGAUUUGAAUUUACGGCUUCUGGUUUCGAUGGUAGCGGCAAUGACGACAUAUUUGGUGGUGAUUGUACAAUUUCAAGUUGGAGAUACUUCAUAAUAUUUUGCCUAUUUAAUUUUGUUCAAUCAUUUAGAAAAUGUCUAUUUUUGAGCGUCAAUGUAAUCCACC